AUGGCCCCAGGAAAGACGUAUCGAUAUAGAUUCUGUAAUGUAGGGAUGAAAAACUCCAUCAACGUUCGGAUCCAGGGACACAGCAUGAAGCUGGUCGAGAUCGAGGGGUCGCACACGGUGCAGAAUGUUUACGACUCGCUCGACGUGCAUCUCGGGCAAUGCUACUCCGCGCUCGUGACCGCGGACGAGGUACCUAAGGACUACUUCAUGGUUGUCUCGACUCGAUUUACAAAAACGGUACUCACGGCCACUGCGACCAUCCGAUAUGCGGGAGGGAAGGGCGGGCCAGCGUCACCGGAGCUGCCUGCAGCUCCGGUGGGGUGGGCUUGGUCGCUCAACCAGUUUCGGUCUUUUCGGUGGAACCUUACAGCGAGUGCCGCCAGGCCCAAUCCGCAAGGGUCGUAUCACUAUGGAAAGAUCAAUAUUACACGUACGAUCCGGCUCGUGAACUCUGCAGGGACGGGGCCCAAUGGGAAGCUUAGGUAUGGGGUGAACGGGGUCUCGCAUGUCGACCCAGAGACGCCCCUCAAGCUGGCCGAGUUCUUUGGGGUGGCCGAUAAGGUGUUUAAGUACGAUACCAUACAGGACGAGCCGGGCGCGAGCAGCAAUGUCGGGGAUAAGCUCACGCUUAGCCCUAUCGUUAUCAACGCGACUUUCCGAAACUUUGUCGAGAUAAUUUUCGAGAACCACGAGAAGAGCGUCCAGUCGUGGCACCUGUCUGGCUACUCUUUCUUCCCCGUCGCGAUCGAGCCAGGAACGUGGAGCCCGGAGAAAAGGAUCAACUACAACCUGAUAGAUGCAGUGAGCAGGCAGACGAUCCAAGUGUACCCGAAAUCGUGGGCUGCAGUAAUGACAACCUUGGACAAUGCGGGCAUGUGGAACUUGAGGUCCCUUGUCUUGGAGAGGCAGUAUUUAGGACAACAACUUUACAUUAGUGUUCUGUCACCCGAGAGAUCGCUUCGAGACGAAUACAACAUUCCCGAUGGCCAGCCAUUGUGUGGAAUCGUAAAGAACAUGCCACCACCCAAACCAUACAGCAUAUGA
Messenger RNA from Striga hermonthica, 1044 nucleotides. The record is from the annotation of a GenBank genome assembly. NCBI's taxonomy places the organism in Eukaryota, Viridiplantae, Streptophyta, Magnoliopsida, Lamiales, Orobanchaceae.